AUGGCGCACCCGGAGAGGCACGGGCUAGCAGGCUUGAGGAUUGAGACUUCGUUCCACCAGCCGCGAGCAGGAUGGUCGGAGGAUGAUGAGGUGGGGAGGAGAAGAUCGACAGCGGGUGGCGAUGGUAUCGAGAGCGACCGCACCAAGAUAAAUCAUGAUUACAACGCGCGCCGCCGCGAUACUAAUGAAGGCCGCAGAGUAUUCAGUGAGAUGCAUUCAGCUACCCCUCCCAUUUCAGUCCCUCGCCCCGAUGGUCGUCCUGCGGACGAUGCCUCCUCUUUCCCUGACAGGCCGGACGACGUCCAGGGCUCUCCCCUAGACAACUAUCUGCAAACGCGUCGUCCCUCCAUCACUUUCAACCCAAACGUUUCUCUCGAUUCGGGCCUUCAGCGCCCGCUAGAGCAGCCUCUGGCCAAGGGAGAUGUGAAUAACCGGCCCCCGCAAAAAUUCGAGUCUCGGACCUCAGGCCUCCGAAACGCCCUUUCUCAUGACGAUGACUCGAUCGACCCAAAAUCAGUCCCGUGGGGUUAUGACUCGAAUCGAUCUCAUGAGCAGCGGGGUAUUCCGACCGGAUCUUCCCGCGGCCGACAUCCUGGAAGCCCCGGGAAUGAUUCAAUGACCGGCACCGAGAUCGACCAACCGACCUCCCUCACAUCGCUGUCGACGGCGUCUCCAAUCGCCGAAGAAGUGCGAACGCCGCCUGGAAGUGUCAAAGAUGCCUUGCUGUCCCCGCUCUUUAUCACCUCGCCAACGCAGUCAUAUACGUCCCCGGAGGACCGGAGUGCUUCAUGGUCGGGGGGUAUGAUAACUCCCUUCGGAAGCAAGACCCGCCCUCCAAUCCUGGAUCGCAGCGGUAGUCUGCGCAACUCGACCACACGGCAUGGUUCUCGGCGGUCUACUAUUUCUAGUGGAAAGUCGCCCGCUAGCAUGUUCCUAUCCAUGUGGUCUGGCAAGGACGAGCCGGCAUCAUCGCCGGACGAGGAAGGCCAAAUGGUUGGCACCGACUACGUCCUUGGGAAGCAGAUUGGCUUCGGUGGUUUCAGUGUGGUCAAGGAGGCCUACAAGGUUGAGGAGCAAGGUACCACAAAGCGACUUGCCGUUAAGAUUGUCAAGAAAAAUGUGGCGGGUCGCAGCGAGAGCGAAAAUGAGGAGGUUCAGGCUGAGUUCGACCACGAAGUGCGUGUCUGGCGGUAUCUCAACCACCCCCACGUAUUGACACUUGAUGCCGUGUACGAAACAGACUACGCAACAUUCUGUUUUACUAAGCUCGCCAUCGGUGGCACUCUGUUCGAUCUCGUCCGCCAAAAUCGCCAGGGGCUCGAAGCAACACUCGCCAAGAAAUAUUCCUACCAACUUGCGUGUGCGAUUCGCUAUCUUCACGAAGAUGCUCGAGUGGUGCACCGCGAUAUCAAGCUGGAAAACUGUCUUCUCGACCCGAUCGAGACUCCCGAUGGUACGACAUCUUCCACUUUGGUGCUCUGCGACUUCGGAAUGACAGAAUGGAUGGCCACCGACGAUGGAGGUGAAUCCCCCGACCCUUAUGAUGAAGUCGCCGAUCGUCCUCCGCCCAAGCAAAUUGGCCCUGCGGGCUCCAGUACCAGCGUUGCAGGCAGCCUGGAGUAUGCCUCCCCCGAACUGCUUCAGUCCGCAAACGGUGUCAUCCACCCUUCGGUCGACAUCUGGGCCUUCGGAGUCAUCGUCUUCACACUGCUCGUCGGGUCACGACCGUUCCAAGAUUCCUUCGCCCCUCGUAUCCAGUCCAACAUUCUGAGUGGCACGUGGAAUCACGACGCCAUUGUCGCGACUACCGACGAAUCGCUGCGCAGGGACCGACAAGAUGCCCUUGCCUUGGUCAGAGGCUGUCUUGAGAUGGACGUCCGCAAGCGAUGGAGCAUUCGCGACAUACUUGCAAGCUCUUGGCUGCGAGAAGUCGCUGAGUCUGUCGAGGAAAGCUCGUCAGACUCGGUGUGGAAGCUUUGA
Molecule: messenger RNA, 1980 nt
Organism: Penicillium canariense
Lineage: Eukaryota; Fungi; Ascomycota; Eurotiomycetes; Eurotiales; Aspergillaceae
Product: serine/threonine-protein kinase
Exons: 1
Coding region: 1-1980 (659 amino acids)
Biological process (GO): intracellular signal transduction; protein phosphorylation; microtubule cytoskeleton organization
Cellular component (GO): cytoplasm
Molecular function (GO): protein serine/threonine kinase activity; ATP binding; tau-protein kinase activity
Source: RefSeq, a predicted model, not a curated record